Messenger RNA from Theileria parva strain Muguga, 2042 nucleotides. It is a transcript of the gene Tgs1, whose product is annotated as Trimethylguanosine synthase. The transcript is spliced from 5 exons. Gene Ontology annotation, cellular component: nucleus. Gene Ontology annotation, biological process: 7-methylguanosine cap hypermethylation; 7-methylguanosine RNA capping. The record is from RefSeq and is a predicted model, not a curated record. Gene Ontology annotation, molecular function: RNA cap trimethylguanosine synthase activity. Bases 219 to 2018 code for a protein of 599 amino acids. Lineage: Eukaryota; Apicomplexa; Aconoidasida; Piroplasmida; Theileriidae.
AUUUAUCCACAAUAAAAGUAUAAUAUCACUUAAUCAGAAUAUAUAGAUAUAAUAUAUCUACACGAAAGCUAUAAUUAGCAAUCCAUCUCUGAUAAUCUAAUGUAAAAUAGAACACAAUUGUUUGUAAAUCUUAACACAGUAAUUAUUAGAACAAGAAAAUAUCAUUGUGUAAAAUAGCUAAUAAAAUGAAUAUCAAAGUAGUAUAAAGAAAGGUAUAAAUGAGAGUUCGAAGAGGAGGUAGUUCUCCAAAUCGUAAGAUUCGUAAAAAAAAUAACAAAAUUAAGGAUGGAAGAAUCGAUUCACUUAAACCAAACACUCUUUAUUUAGUCCACAUUAAAUACGACUAUACCAACGGUUCAAGGGAAGCUGUAUCUAGUUCUCUAGAUAACAAAGUAAUUAGUUCUUCUAAUUCCGGUUUGUCAAAUGAAAUUCUAAAUCUUGACAGUCCAGAACAAGACCAAGAAAAUGAAGUCCAAUUACAGGAGAAAUUGGACGAACUUCAGUCAAAACUGGAAGAAUUCCUGGAUAAUUCUGAAGAAGAUAACUAUGAAAAAGUAGAAGAUAAGGCUGAAAAUACCCUGUUGGAUGAGGAGGUAAUGACUGACAUAGUUAACAAUAAUGUGAUAAACUUUAAAUCCCAAAUGUGUUUUGUGUGUAUGGAAAACCAUUCCUUAACCUAUAAUAUGGCCUAUAAUUUCCAGACUGACAAGUACAUUUCAAAGGAUGACCCAUUAUAUGUUUCAUACGUCAAGAGUAACAUUUUCCUCAAAAACGACGACUCUUUGAAGUUCGACAAGGAUUCCAUUUUCGAUGCAUCCUGGGAAGCCGAAGCCAACCACCUAUGCAGCCAGAUAAUAAAAUUCGUUAACUCCACCUCACCUUAUAAUCCUUUAUCAAAGUCAGCUAAAACUAGUGAUAAAUCAUCACUGAGUGAUUCUGCAUCAAAACCAAACCAAGGAAAUGAUGGAUUAGAUCAAAACAAAUUUGAAAAUUCAGUUUUUGAGGAAAAGAUUGCUCAUAAUUCACUUUCAGAUAAAAAUUAUUCUCCAAACAGGAACGACAUAAGGGUAAUCGACGCCUUUAGUGGGAUUGGAGGUAAUUUGAUCCCUUUCAUAAACAACUUCAACUACUCCUUGGGUGUUGAGUUGAACAAGAAACGGGUGGAAAUUUGUAAAGAUAACAUCUUAUCUUACGGUGUUAAGAACCCAUACGACCUCAUUCACGACGAUUUUUUCAAUUUCGCCACGGAGUUUUUAAACAACCCAAAGUUGUUCUUUGAAAAAUUGGGCAAAAAGUACCUGUACAGAAAGAACUCACCCUUUCAAUUCGACUGGAUUCACCUAUCGCCCCCUUGGGGCGGUGUAAACUACAAAGGGAGCUCCAACUACGAUAUCUACAAGAUUUCCACCUGCUUUCCAAAUGUUUCACAACUAAUUGAACUUUGCAGUAAGUUGGCACCCAAUAUAACUCUCUACUUGCCAAGAUCACAAUCACUCUCUGACCUCCUUAAAACCUGUUCUCGACAUGAUUACAGGUUCAUUCUCAUUGAUUCAUACCUCAUUCCUCCAGUUUAUAAUAAGAUCAGGUGUUGUAUGAUACACCUGAUUAAAGAUUAUGGCAUGUUUAAAUCCAAUGCUAAGGUGAAAAAUGUCAAGAAGAUGGGCACUAAGCUUCUAUUUGCCAAGAUAAAGGAAAGGGCUAAAGAUGACAAUUACAAUGUCAUUACAAUAAACGGAUAUAUUAACGAGUUAAACAUUGAUAACUUGAUAUCAAUUGGGCUUUCAACGGUGUUAAAUGAAACCAGUACAAAUGUGUACAAUAAACUAAGGUUACUAAUCGCCUCCUUCAACAUCAACACUCUCAUUAAUCUCAUCAACGUUUCAAUUCAGAUAUACUAUUCUGAAGGACUGGUUAAGAUGGAUGGAAAUAAGAGAACAAUUGGCGGGAUUUUCUUUUAUUUGCUCAAGGUUUACUACAACCAGCUCUAUAAACACAUUGAAAAAAAUAAUAAAAAAUAAUAAACUUAAUAUUAUAGAAUACAC